Plasmodium falciparum 3D7 is the source of this 774-nucleotide messenger RNA. RefSeq names its product TrmH family RNA methyltransferase. Gene Ontology annotation, biological process: RNA processing. Lineage: Eukaryota; Apicomplexa; Aconoidasida; Haemosporida; Plasmodiidae. The record is from RefSeq and is a predicted model, not a curated record. Gene Ontology annotation, molecular function: RNA binding; tRNA (guanine(18)-2'-O-ribose)-methyltransferase activity; RNA methyltransferase activity.
AUGAAAACAGAAGAAAAAAAAAGUUUACAAGAGAAGGAGGAAAAUAAUUGUAAUGAUGAUAAUUUACCUACAAAUGUCGAUAUAAAUGACAAUAAUAUGAAUAACAUAUCAUAUAUAAAUGAUAAAUUAAAAAAAGAUUCAUAUGAAAAAAUUAAAACAUAUGUUGUUAUAUAUAACAUAGGAAAGAAGAAAAAUGUGGGAUGUAUAGUUCGAAGUUGUGUUGCUUUUAAUGUUCAUAAAAUAUUUAUUGUUGGUAAAAGAAAGAAAGAAAUAAAUUUCUUUGGUAAUAUGGGUACAUAUGAUUAUAUAACGAUAGAAUAUUUUGAUAAUAUUUAUGAAUUAAAGGAAUAUUUAACAAAACAUGAUAUAUUAUUAUAUGCAUGUGAAAUUAGUGUUAAUGCUUUAUCCAUUACUACAAAUCCAUAUGAACAUAAAGAUACAGCUUUUUUAUUUGGAAAUGAAGGAACAGGUAUUCAUGACAAUGUUUUAAAAAUAUGUGACAAAAUUAUUUACAUUCCACAAUAUGGGAAAGGUACUGCUUCAUUAAACGUAUCUGUAUCUUGUGCUAUUAUUUUACAAAAUUUUGCUGUGUGGGCAAAUUAUGAACAAACCGAAAUAAAAAAUAAAAAAUUUAUUGUACAAAAAAAAAUGAGUAAAUUGCAAAAAUAUUUAAAUCCUACGGAUGAUAUGUUGAAACAAAUACAUUUUAAAAGAUCCUUAAGAUCUCAGAAAAAAAAAGAAAAUCAUAUAAUAUCAUUUGAAAACUUUAUAUGA